AUGGUUAUGGUUAUGAAUAUUUUAAUUGUGUUUUUGUUGAUGUUUGUUGAAAGUUUGAUUGAUCAGAAUAAGUACCCGAAUCUUCUGAAGCCUUAUAAUUUGUAUAUACGAACAUAUGCUUGCCCGAACUGCGAAGAAUGGUGUGCCAACGAUCCACUUUACACAUGCAAUUACGAUUGCUAUGAAAAUGAAGCAUCUAUAGAUUACGGGGGGAAUAAUGAUUUAGGUAACAUUUGUCGAUUUAGGUAACAUUUGUCAGACAAAAUCCGAAGAGAAAAAUAUGCAUUUUGGACAGGGGUCAUUUUGGCGCAAGUGAUGUUUAUUAGUUGUUACAAAAUUAGGUUGUUCCAGUAUAAGGCCAAAAUUUAACUCCUUGGUAUUAUAAGUAAA
Messenger RNA from Meloidogyne enterolobii, 390 nucleotides. The record is from the annotation of a GenBank genome assembly. NCBI's taxonomy places the organism in Eukaryota, Metazoa, Nematoda, Chromadorea, Rhabditida, Meloidogynidae.